Neomonachus schauinslandi (Hawaiian monk seal) is the source of this 5549-nucleotide messenger RNA. It is a transcript of the gene BRD4, whose product is annotated as bromodomain containing 4. NCBI's taxonomy places the organism in Eukaryota, Metazoa, Chordata, Mammalia, Carnivora, Phocidae. The record is from RefSeq and is a predicted model, not a curated record. The coding region runs from base 31 to 4065 and encodes 1344 amino acids. Gene Ontology annotation, biological process: chromatin remodeling; positive regulation of transcription elongation by RNA polymerase II. The transcript is spliced from 18 exons. Gene Ontology annotation, cellular component: nucleus; chromatin.
CCCAGUGAAGAAUGUGAUGGGAUCAGUAGCAUGUCUGCGGAGAGCGGCCCUGGGACGAGAUUGAGAAAUCUGCCAGUAAUGGGGGAUGGACUAGAAACUACCCAAAUGUCUACAACGCAGGCCCAGGCCCAACCCCAGCAAGCCAACGCAGCCAGCACCAACCCCCCGCCCCCAGAGACCUCCAACCCCAACAAGCCCAAGAGGCAGACGAACCAACUGCAAUAUCUGCUCAAAGUGGUGCUCAAGACACUAUGGAAACACCAGUUUGCGUGGCCUUUCCAGCAGCCUGUGGAUGCCGUCAAGCUAAACCUCCCUGAUUACUAUAAAAUCAUUAAAACACCUAUGGAUAUGGGAACAAUAAAGAAGCGCUUGGAAAACAACUAUUACUGGAAUGCUCAGGAAUGUAUCCAGGACUUCAACACUAUGUUUACAAAUUGUUACAUCUACAACAAGCCUGGAGAUGACAUAGUCUUAAUGGCAGAAGCUCUGGAGAAGCUCUUCUUGCAGAAAAUCAAUGAAUUGCCCACUGAAGAAACCGAGAUCAUGAUAGUCCAGGCAAAAGGAAGAGGACGUGGGAGGAAAGAAGCAGGGACGGCAAAACCUGGCGUCUCUACGGUACCAAACACAACGCAGGCAUCGACUCCUCCGCAGACCCAGACCCCCCAACAGAACCCUCCGCCCGUGCAGGCCACACCUCACCCCUUCCCCGCGGUCACCCCAGACCUCAUCGUCCAGACCCCCGUCAUGACAGUGGUGCCUCCCCAGCCACUGCAGACACCCCCACCGGUGCCCCCGCAGCCACCACCCCCACCCGCGCCAAACCCCCAGCCUGUGCAGAGCCACCCGCCCAUCAUCGCGGCCACCCCACAGCCUGUGAAGACAAAGAAGGGAGUUAAGAGGAAAGCGGAUACCACCACCCCCACCACCAUCGACCCCAUUCAUGAACCACCAUCACUACCCCCGGAGCCUAAGACCACCAAGCUGGGCCCCCGGCGGGAGAGUAGCCGGCCUGUGAAGCCCCCCAAAAAGGAUGUGCCCGACUCACAGCAGCACCCUGUGCCGGAUAAGAGCAGCAAGGUCUCGGAGCAGCUGAAGUGCUGCAGUGGUAUUCUCAAGGAGAUGUUUGCCAAGAAGCAUGCAGCUUAUGCCUGGCCGUUCUACAAGCCCGUGGAUGUGGAGGCGCUGGGUCUGCACGACUACUGUGACAUCAUCAAGCACCCCAUGGACAUGAGCACAAUCAAGUCUAAACUGGAGGCCCGUGAGUACCGUGAUGCUCAGGAAUUUGGUGCUGAUGUCCGAUUGAUGUUCUCCAACUGCUACAAGUACAACCCUCCUGACCAUGAGGUGGUGGCCAUGGCCCGCAAGCUCCAGGAUGUGUUCGAGAUGCGCUUUGCCAAGAUGCCAGAUGAGCCAGAGGAGCCUGUGGUGGCCGUGUCCUCCCCGGCGGUGCCACCCCCCACCAAAGUGGUGGCCCCACCCUCGUCCAGCGACAGCAGCAGUGACAGCUCCUCCGACAGUGACAGCUCCACCGAUGACUCUGAAGAGGAGCGAGCCCAGCGGCUGGCAGAGCUCCAGGAGCAGCUCAAAGCCGUGCACGAGCAGCUUGCAGCCCUCUCCCAGCCCCAGCAGAACAAACCAAAGAAAAAGGAGAAAGACAAAAAAGAAAAGAAAAAGGAAAAGCACAAAAAGAAAGAGGAAGUGGAGGAGAAUAAGAAGAGCAAAGCCAAGGAACUUCCUCCCAAAAAGACCAAGAAAAAUAAUAGCAGCAACAGCAAUGUGAGCAAGAAGGAGCCAGCGCCCAUGAAGAACAAGCCCCCUCCUGCGUACGAGUCAGAGGAGGAGGACAAGUGCAAGCCCAUGUCGUAUGAGGAGAAGCGGCAACUCAGCCUGGACAUCAACAAGCUCCCUGGCGAGAAGCUGGGCCGUGUGGUGCACAUCAUCCAGUCUCGGGAGCCCUCCCUCAAGAACUCCAACCCUGAUGAGAUCGAGAUUGACUUUGAGACUCUGAAGCCGUCCACCCUGCGAGAACUGGAGCGCUAUGUAACCUCUUGUUUGCGGAAGAAAAGGAAACCUCAAGCUGAGAAAGUUGAUGUGAUUGCUGGCUCCUCCAAGAUGAAGGGCUUCUCAUCCUCGGAGUCAGAGAGCACCAGCGAGUCCAGCUCCUCUGACAGCGAAGACUCUGAAACAGAGAUGGCUCCGAAGUCAAAAAAGAAGGGGCACCCCGGGAGGGAGCAGAAGAAGCACCAUCACCACCACCAUCAGCAGAUGCAGCAGGCCCCGGCCCCCGGGCCCCAGCAGCCCCCGCCGCCUCCCCAGCAGCCCCCGCCGCCUCCACCUCCUCCUCCUCCUCCUCCUCCUCCGCAGCAGCAGCCCCCGCCCCCGCCGCCCCCGCCCUCCAUGCCGCCACAGGCGGCCCCCACGAUGAAGUCCUCGCCUCCGCCCUUCAUCGCUGCCCAGGUGCCCGUCCUGGAGCCCCAGCUCCCAGGCAGCGUCUUCGACCCCAUCGGCCACUUCACCCAGCCCAUCCUGCACCUGCCGCAGCCUGAGCUGCCCCCCCACCUGCCCCAGCCGCCCGAGCACAGCACUCCACCUCAUCUCAACCAGCACUCGGUGGUCUCUCCUCCAGCUUUGCACAACGCGCUGCCCCAGCAGCCAUCGCGGCCCAGCAACCGAGCCGCCGCCCUGCCCCCCAAGCCUGCCCGGCCCCCGGCCGUGUCGCCUGCCCUGGCCCAGCCACCCCUUCUCCCACAGCCCCCCAUGGCUCAGCCCCCCCAAGUGCUGUUGCAGGAGGACGAAGAGCCACCCGCCCCACCCCUCACCUCCAUGCAGAUGCAGCUCUACCUGCAACAGCUGCAGAAGGUGCAGCCCCCCACACCACUACUCCCUUCCGUGAAGGUGCAGUCCCAGCCCCCGCCCCCCCCGGGCCAGCAGCCGCCACACCCGCCCCCCGGCCAGCAGCCGCCGCCACCACAGCCCGCCAAGCCUCAGCAGGUCAUCCAGCAUCACCCUUCACCCCGGCACCACAAGUCGGACCCCUAUUCAACUGGUCACCUCCGCGAAGCCCCCUCCCCGCUUAUGAUACAUUCCCCCCAGAUGCCACCGUUCCAGAGCCUAACCCACCAGUCGCCACCCCAGCAAAACGUUCAGCCUAAGAAGCAGGUAAAGGGCAGGGCUGGGCCACGGCCCCCAGGGCCAGGUGCGGGCCGGUGCCAGAGGCACCCACCUGCCUCACCGGCCACUGUGCCUGUGCCGUCCCAGGAGCUGCGUGCGGCCUCUGUGGUCCAGCCCCAGCCCCUGGUGGUGGUGAAGGAGGAGAAGAUCCACUCACCCAUCAUUCGCAGCGAGCCUUUCAGCCCCUCACUGCGGCCAGAACCCCCUAAACACCCAGAGAGCAUCAAGGCACCCGUUCACCUGCCCCAACGGCCUGAGAUGAAGCCUGUGGACGUCGGGAGGCCUGUGAUCCGGCCCCCUGAGCAGAACGCACCCCCACCAGGGGCCCCCGACAAGGACAAACAGAAACAAGAGCCGAAGACGCCAGUUGCACCCAAAAAGGACUUGAAAAUCAAGAACAUGGGCUCUUGGGCUAGCUUGGUGCAGAAGCAUCCCACCACCCCGUCCUCCACAGCCAAGUCCUCGAGCGACAGCUUCGAGCAGUUCCGCCGUGCAGCCAGGGAGAAGGAGGAGCGCGAGAAGGCCCUGAAGGCGCAGGCCGAGCACGCGGAGAAGGAGAAGGAGCGGCUUCGGCAGGAGCGCAUGAGGAGCCGAGAGGAUGAGGACGCGCUGGAGCAGGCCCGGCGGGCCCACGAGGAGGCGCGGCGGCGCCAGGAGCAGCAGCAGCAGCGGCAGGAGCAGCAGCAGCAGCAGCAGCAGCAGCAGGCCGCCGCCGUGGCUGCUGCCGCUGCCCCCCAGGCCCAGAGCUCCCAGCCCCAGUCCAUGCUGGACCAGCAGAGGGAGUUGGCCCGAAAGCGGGAGCAGGAGCGGAGGCGCCGGGAGGCGAUGGCAGCUACCAUUGACAUGAAUUUCCAGAGUGAUCUAUUGUCAAUAUUUGAAGAAAAUCUUUUCUGAGAGCACCUAGGUGACUUCUUUGAUUUUCUGGCGAAACGUUGACUCUCCAUAGUGUUAGGGGCGGCAGUGGAGGCGGUAGCAGCGGCAAGGGGGUGGCUCCGGGCCUGGCCCUCCUGCAUGCUGUGCCCGGGGCAGGCCUGACGGGCAGCUGAGGAUCGCAGAGCCUGUCUGCCUUACAGCCAGCCGGACGUCCCGCCACCCACCACCCCCUCACAGGACGUCGGCUCAGAGCACGCCUCUCCACGAGCAAGUGCCGGCCAGAUCCAAGCCGCACGUCCCCGUGUGCGGGGCAGAGGUCCUGCUCUCCGCCAAAUGUCUACACAGUAUACACAGGACAUUGUUGCUGCCGCCACCGUGACUGGUUUUCUGUCCCCGAGAACGUGACGUUCGUGACGUCCUGCCCACCAGGAGUCCUUCCCCCACACCCCAGCCACUACCGCCCGCUCCCAGGAGGCCAGGGCAGGCCCGAGCGAGCUGGAGGCGGGCGAGGGCGCCGGCCCACCCCCUUGCUGGCACUGACUUUGCCUUGAACAGACCCCACCCCUCCCCUCCCCCCACAAGCCUUUAAUCGAGAGCCGCUCUCUGUAAGUGUUCGCUUGUGCAAAAGGGAAUAGUGCCGUGGAGGUGUGUGUGUGUCCAUGGCAAUUUGGAGCAAGGUGACUGUCACACGUGCGUGUGUGGGCCGGCCUCGCCCAGUGAGUGAGGCCACCAACCAAAGUCAGUUCCUUCCCACCUGUGUUUCUGGGUUGUUUUUUUUUUUUUUUUUUUUUUUCUAUAUAUAUAUUUUUUGUUGGAUUCUAUUUUAUUUUUAAUUCUCUCUUCUCCUCCAGACACAAUGGCACUGCUUAUCUCCGAAAUGGUGUGAUCGUCUCCUCAUUGAGCGGCGGCUGCCACCGCGCUGUGGGUAGUGUGUGACCGUGGCUGUACUGUGUAGUGAACAUAGUUGGCAUAUCUUUGUUUGAAGUUUGUUGGUGACUCCACCAAACUGGUGUAAAAAAACUCAAAAAAAAAAAAACCCACAAAAAACAAAACACACAAAACACAAAAAAAACUGCCUAUAUUUUACUCAGUUUCAAACUUUAUUAGUCAGUUUUUAAUUAUAAAGCCAUGUUUUCUUUUCCCUCCCCACCCUCGUUUGUUUUUAAUGUCAGAUCUGUUUGUGUUUUUUUUUUUUUUUAACCAGGAAAGGAAGGGCCAGGGGACGAGGCAGGCACCGGGGGCUGGGGGGCCACAGACCCCUGAGGGAGAGGCUCCCCACCCAGCCUGACCAGCCAGCUGCCCCUUCCCCCACCCCCCCUUUUUUUUUAAUUUUAUAAUUGGAGCCCUUGGUGAGGUUACGUGUGCCAUGAGAUCCCACUCUACACCACGACGCUGGUGCCUCAGUGUUGGCCAAACUCUGGAGUCACUGACUGGUUUGACUUUCAUACGGUGAAUAUGCAUUUGGUCUGUACUGAUCAUGGAAUAAACACAUCUCUCUUUUUUAA